This is a messenger RNA of Capsella rubella, 901 nucleotides long. RefSeq names its product mitochondrial inner membrane protease subunit 1. Lineage: Eukaryota; Viridiplantae; Streptophyta; Magnoliopsida; Brassicales; Brassicaceae. The coding region runs from base 45 to 551 and encodes 168 amino acids. The record is from RefSeq and is a predicted model, not a curated record. Gene Ontology annotation, molecular function: serine-type endopeptidase activity. The transcript is spliced from 4 exons. Gene Ontology annotation, cellular component: membrane; mitochondrial inner membrane peptidase complex.
UCUUCGACCUUUAUUCUGCUUCUUCUGACGAGAGAGAGAGAAAUAUGAGAAUGAGAGUGAUGAGUUUUCUGAAGCAAUGGCGUGGAGCAGCUAAAGAAGCGUUCGAGAAUGUAUCAAUCGUAGCCAAGUUUCUCUGCUUGCUUCAUGUCACGGAUCGUUAUAUAAUCUCCUCUACUCACGUUCAAGGUCCGAGUAUGCUUCCGACGCUUAACCUCACCGGCGAUGUUAUUUUGGCUGAACAUUUAUCACACCGGUUCGGUAAGAUUGGGCUCGGUGAUGUUGUGUUGGUUCGAUCUCCGAGAGACCCUAACAGGAUGGUGACAAAGAGAAUCUUGGGUUUAGAAGGCGAUAGACUCACUUUCUCUGCUGACCCAUUGGUCGGUGAUAACUCCGUCAGCGUUGUGAUUCCAAAAGGUCAUGUUUGGAUUCAGGGAGAUAACUUGUAUGCUUCGACUGAUUCACGCCAUUUUGGACCUAUACCUUACAGUCUCAUUGAAGGAAAAGCUCUUCUGCGGGUCUGGCCACCGGAAUACUUUGGGUCAUUGAGAUGACGAUCAUAUACAUGCAUAUAUAUUCAGGCAAUCAGGUUGUUUCCCUGCAAGGUGUCGAACGGUUUCUUCUGCAGAAUGAUGCAUCAAGGAUCACCCCGGCGAUUUUACUGCACUAUUUGUUCAUAUUCAUGCUGAGUAAUGUAACGUUCAAAUUCCGAUAAAGUCAUGAAAGAUGGAUAGCCAUGGACCUGAUAUCACUUUUUCUUUUUUUCUUUUCUUUGUCAUCGACAUCACUUUUUCUUAUACCUGCGACUAUAAUGUUUAAGAUUCAUAUUGUUAGAUCGAAAAACUUGAUGUUGCAUAAAACAUCCGAAUAACUUUUUGUCGUCUAGUCACAUUUGAAGGAACAA